GACGACUGCUUUUCCUUCGCCGAAUCGGACCAAGAGCGAGCUUGUACUCUUAGUACCUCUGAAGAAGGUGACAGUGUGAGUCUUCUCAUCAUUCAAGAUAAGGAAGGUCGUAACUCCACCAGGAAGGGAACACCCACCAUCAUUUCGGCAGCUAGAUCCUCGAAAUGGAUCAAUAAAGGUAUCGACACCGUGAAAAAAGCAAGGCUUGGGCUGCUCACGAAUAUGGGGCUUGAGCUUGAACAACUUCCGUGGAGCAUCAUGCCAGAACCCAUCCUCAAGCCUGGCGACGCUGUGGGAUGGAAAGCCGGAACAGGAAUAUGUCAUUCACUGUUAAAUGACGCUGAAGAUGACAAUGGAUCGG
Messenger RNA from Acaulospora colombiana, 361 nucleotides. Lineage: Eukaryota; Fungi; Glomeromycota; Glomeromycetes; Diversisporales; Acaulosporaceae. The record is from the annotation of a GenBank genome assembly.